CAACAAACCAUUCCGAAUUUCCAAAGGUUGGACAUAGACUAAAGAUACGUGUAUUUGGACUCCAAGAUUCGUCUGAGAAUCGACCUGAUCCCUUCGAUCCCUCCUCUGGCUGGUGGACCCACGGACCAUGGACCCACUUUCCGUGGACCCCAUUUGGCCUGACAUGCCGCUGAAAUUCUCCCGAACCGUUCUCGGUCAAUGGCGACUGUUCAUGAAAUUGGAAAGCGAUUUCUACUUCAACCAAGAGCCUCAUUUCCCGUUUUCCUUGCUUUAUAAUAGCGAAACUCAUCAAUACGUUUGGCGGAUUUGGGGUCGGACUCGAGAAAGCGGCUUUGUGCAGGAUUACUCGCAAAUCUUGGCCAAACGCAGCCAGCUCUUUGCCCAGAAAAAGCCCUGUUUGGGCAUCAAGCCCCCGGAUGAAGGUUUCCCUUUGUCUUGCGUGUUUGCUAAGGCGUGUUCCGGCAUUGUGCCCGCCCAUGAGGACUCUCAUGUAUGCCGGGCGUGUCUCAAGGAGAUGGACUCGGACCAACAUGGCCAGUCCAACGUGAUCAUGAAAUUUGAACAAGAUUGGGAUGAGAGUGAGGCUGAUGAAGUGUGUGAAGCAUCGAGUGCCAACCAUGGCCUUGAAUCGCCUUACAGCCAACAAGAUCGAGAUUUGGAUGAAUAUGGAAAGGUGUCGUGCUCAAUUUGCCCCAAGAAAGUUCUUCCACGGUUCUUGCUCGCCCACGAAAUGUACUUUCACCAAGUGGGUGUGUUCAAAUGUGGCGAAUGUCCCUCCACGUUUGCCUCAGCUCCGGAUUUGGCCCGACAUUUAUCCGAGAUUCAUCCGUUUACGACCGAGGUAUCUUGUCCGAAUUGUCGGUGUGCGGUGAGUCUAACACCGAAUCCCAAUGAAUUAGUGAAGCAUAUCGGCCAGUGUCACCGAAACAAGUUCAUGGAGGCGGAGAAUGGUGCCCUCCUACCUUUGGUCAAUUUCUGUUUGGACUGUUGGAAAGGUUUCAAGACCGUGGACCUGUUGGAAGCCCAUGAGCAGACUCCGUGUACUUCGCGUUGUGAUGAUUGUGACUAUGAAACCCGCGAGGUUAAAGAGUUAGCCCAACACGUGUCCCAGAAGCACCCGGAGAAGACCUUGGAAAGCGAGAACCCCAUAGAGCCUGUCAAGCCCUUGAUAUCACUCAGUGAGCCUUCGAAAAGACCCAAACUGCUGGUCUCCUUUGAAGACCCGCUGACGAAUCUCGUUUGUGAUAUUUGUGGCAAGCUGUAUGGCACUCGAUACCAGUUCCAAUUACACAAGAGGCGUGUCCAUGGAACUCCAGUCGCUUGCAAGGAAUGUGGAAAAGUUCUCCGGCAUCAGACUCUUUUGGAGUUCCAUAAGAACAAGGAACAUUCUCAGUCGGAUAAAUUCGCGUGUAAGGAAUGUGGAAAACGGUAUGGUAAUCGAGGGAGCCUCAACAAUCACAUGAUUAUUCACCUGCCCCCUGAAUUCACUUGCCCCCAUUGUGGAAAACAAUUCAAGAAGAGUUAUGUCUUGGACCAGCACAUUCGGACGCAUACUGGAGAAAAGCCGUACAAGUGCAAUCAAUGCGAUUUCAGUACAGCCGCUGUGGGCAAUCUAAGACCCCAUGUCAGAUUCGUACACAGUGGGAUAGCAAGAAAACCUCGAACUCGUUCGAAACCUGAGCAAGAAAAAUCUUCCAAGGCUACAGAGGAGACGUGUCAGAAGAGCAUUAUGGUAAAAAACGACUGACUCACGUACAAAGGCUACGACUGAGACUACAUUCAGGUUUCAGAUUCAAUAAUAUAUACUCAAAGCAAAAAGCUGUGCUCUAU
Molecule: messenger RNA, 1830 nt
Organism: Tigriopus californicus
Lineage: Eukaryota; Metazoa; Arthropoda; Copepoda; Harpacticoida; Harpacticidae
Product: oocyte zinc finger protein XlCOF6-like
Exons: 2
Coding region: 128-1747 (539 amino acids)
Biological process (GO): regulation of transcription by RNA polymerase II
Cellular component (GO): nucleus
Molecular function (GO): DNA-binding transcription factor activity, RNA polymerase II-specific; RNA polymerase II transcription regulatory region sequence-specific DNA binding
Source: RefSeq, a predicted model, not a curated record